This is a messenger RNA of Carica papaya (papaya), 1642 nucleotides long. The record is from RefSeq and is a predicted model, not a curated record. NCBI's taxonomy places the organism in Eukaryota, Viridiplantae, Streptophyta, Magnoliopsida, Brassicales, Caricaceae.
AUUUUAAACAUCUAAACUCAGACAACUUCACUUGCUUUCUAGCGAAAAUAGAUGAGAAACCACGGGUAGCUCCAUUCACCCUGUUGAAUCGUGCAGGAGCCAAUGCACCAGAAAUAUAAUCAAUGUCCUCAAGGUGACACCGCUAGGGUUUUGGUGGAAUUCUUAGAGGUGGCCGUUACUUCAAUUGUUUUUCUCAAGGGAGUUUAUCCUGCUGGUGCUUUCGAGAGAAGGAGGUAUAUGAAUCUGGUGGUGCAGAGGGCAAGGCAUCCUGAGCUGAGAGAUUACAUUCAUUCAUCCAUUAAUGGACUCCUUCCAUUUAUUCAGAAGGUUAAGUGUCAAUACAGAUUAGUUAUUUGCUGAUGCAUAGGUACCUUCUGCAGUUUUAUGGUUAGUUAUGACUGGAGUUUGGGUUUGAAUGUCCUAAGGAACAUGAAGAUAUCAAUUUGUGAUUUAGUUAGGGUUAAAAUUGAAUAGGAUCUUAUCUAUUGUAUUAAAACCUUUUUUUUGUUAGUGGAGAAAUUGUUAUUCUUUUAAUGAUUGCUAAUUAAGUAAAACCUUUAUGUGUCUAAGGAUGAAAUGGGAGAUCAGAACUCUACGGUGUGGGAUUUCUUUGCUGGCAAGUUGGCAAUUUGGUUGGGACAAGAUUGUAGAAUCUUUCAGAAUAAAAAAUCACUUUUCCUUGCCCUGAGAUAAAGAUUGUUAUUUUGCUUCGGGCUGGCCUAAGGCUAAUGCGGUCCUCCGUAUUUAUAUUUCUUUCCUCUUAAUAGUAUGUCUGGAUUGUGACUCAUUCAUUAACCGAAAAACCUAGUCGCCUAAAGACUCUAGGGUUAGUGAAGUAUUGUGAGGGUGAAGGGAAGAGGAGAGGAGAGGAGAAAAAUAGAGACAAUUAGAGUAGGAGCAUGAGAGAAGAGAUAGAGAGAGAGAGUGCCUAGAAAUUAUCUUCAUCUAAAUCAUAUCAUUUCUUACAAUCAUAGUAUUUCUAGUAUUGCUCAAAGAAACUAACUUGUCCUUUGCACCAGACAAUUGACGUUACAACUAGCAUUAGGAAUAUUCUAAUAUUUUAAUAUUUUAAUUGUUGCAAUUAAAAAAAAAUUAAAAAAAUUGAAAUUUCUUAUCCCAUUCUUCAAAUGACAUUGUUUAGACCUGAUAUCUCCCCGUUCUUCUUUUUUCCUCUAAAGUAUAGUAUGAUUCAUUUAUAAGAACCAAGGAGGUGCAAGCUCAUAUAUAAAAUAUUUGCAUAUCAUCAAAAUACUAAUAAGGUCCCCAAGAUCCUCAAAUGUGUAAAGAGGAUGAAUCUUAAUUGAAAGACCUAAGAUCUGGAACCAACUACCAACUAUCCUUAGCCCUAUCUUUUUUUUUUUCCAAAAGAAAAAAUAAAGUAUAAAGUAGUAUGGCACCAAAGGGGGCACCGCCCAUAUACACAAGAAUUUACAGUGAAGUAAUGGUAUCAAUGACAUCCCCAAAAUAUUUAUCUCUAAUGAUGUCAUGCCCCAAUAUAAAAGAUCCAAAAUAUUUAAACCACCUAUCUCUAAGUUUAUAUCUAUCUACCUCUACUUCCUUAAAGGCUCUUAAAUUCCUCUUUUUCCAAAUGACCGAUCUUUACAAUAUUUUUUGUCGAAUAGAUCCAUUCCCAAGUCCAAAC